Messenger RNA from Gracilinanus agilis (Agile Gracile Mouse Opossum), 957 nucleotides. It is a transcript of the gene LKAAEAR1, whose product is annotated as LKAAEAR motif containing 1. The record is from RefSeq and is a predicted model, not a curated record. NCBI's taxonomy places the organism in Eukaryota, Metazoa, Chordata, Mammalia, Didelphimorphia, Didelphidae. The transcript is spliced from 4 exons. The coding region runs from base 1 to 957 and encodes 318 amino acids.
AUGAGGGAAGACCCCUGGAGACACUGUCCAGACAAUCCAAGCUGCCCUUGCCCAUACAGUUUGGUGCCGACCACCCAGGCCCCUCUCGACCAGCCAUUGACUUCUGGAGACAAAAUUUGGGAGUCAGGAACAGGGACUCAGAAAGGGUCCGCCCGAAUGCCUGCGGCCCUGAGCAUCGGAGAUAUGAGAGGCCUUAGUAUCCAAGCCCACCCUUGCACCGUGAAAAGACGUCUCGGGUUAGAAUCAGAGGACCUCCGAGUCAAGAAGAUGCCAGGAUCACAACUGAACUUAGAUAAGAAGAAACAAAAAAGGUUUUCUUCUGAAAGGAGUGUAAAGCAGAAAGCCCCAGCAGCGAUGGCAGGAAAAGAAUCUAAGGGAGAAAGGAACUUGGCAGCAAGGGAUGGAAUCAGUGACAAGAAGUUAGACCCAAAUAAGGUGGACGCCCAGUCUGGGGAAGACCUCAGGAAUCAAUGGAAAAAAUAUAGCAUUCAUGGAUUGUCCUCAUUUCUGAAGAUGUACCCAGAUGCCUUGCUGCGCAGGGACCUGGCUGCCUUAAGUCUGAACCAGGCAAAACGCUACUUGCUUUUUGUGGAACCUAGGAAGAGUGUCCUUGACAAGGAAUCCUCGGAGAGCUACAUCAGCUGUCCAGACUCCAGCCAGCUGGAGCUGCCUCCUGAGACAGAGGAGCAACAGCAGAACCACCUCAUGGGAGUACUGAAGGCAUCCGAGGCCAGAAGUCGAGUCCGAGCAUUACGACUUAGAUACACACGGAUGAGGGCUGAAGAGAUAAAGCACCUGAUCAGCAGGCAGAAAAAUGCCCGAGCAGCAAUCCGACUUGAAAUAUUCUUGCCUCCUUAUCUGAACCCCACGAAGAUUCCUGACUGUCUGGACAGACGUGAGAGACAUAGAGUGGAGGCCAUCCUGAAAGAAGAUAAUGCCCAUCCAUUGUUCAGAUGA